GUUUUCAGUUGAGUGCGGUUGUUCAUUAAGAGAAGUUUUGAUAUAAAACGAUAAAGCGUGCGAAGUGAUAAAAUAAAAUAUAUAUAAUAAGAAAAAUUAAAUAAAUAUUUGAAUUAAGAAUUCAAAAGAUAUUUUAAAGAAAAUUUUAUAUAUUAACAUAUAAUACUAAAACAAAAUAAAGUUUUAAAAGAAUUUAAAUGUUUUCUAAAAAGCAAUUUGGCAGCUAACUUGAUGAAAAAAGAAGUAUUUCAAAGUUUAGUGGUUUUGUGGAAGAAGUUGUACAGCCAGUUUUUUUUUACAAUUUGGAUACACAGAGCAGUGGAGAAGAGCUAACUAAAUGAUAGUUCUAGUAAUAAAAUGCUUAAGAAUUUUAAGAAAAUAAUAUGAAAUAAAAACCAAUACAAGUGGAAAAGAAAAAUCUAAUUUAUUAAAAAAAGUAAAAUUUAAAAAAAAUUUAAAUUUAAACAAAAAGUGGCCAUAUUAUAGAAAUUAUAAAAAAACAAAACUUGUAAAGCAAAAAUUUAAAAAAAAUACAAUUUUCUAUUUUAAAACAAGUAAAGUUUACAAUAGUUAUUAACAAAAAAAAUCCAAACCAAAAUCACUGUUGCCAUAUAUAUCUAAAUAAAGUGUUGAAGUUAUUAUUUGUUUUAAAGAAAAAAAUCCCCCAAAAAAAUAUGUGGCAUUGUAAAAAUAAAUAUAAUUUUUUCUAAAAAACAAACUACUGAAAAUCAAUAAAAGAAAAUGUUGCAGUCUUUGGAUACUACUUCCUUAAAUCGUUCCAAUACCUCUUUGUCUUCUGUAACACCCUCUACGCCCACUACUAUUAGCUCCAAUACAACAACAUCUUCAGAGGAAAAACAGCAACGUCGUAGAUCUACCUUUUAUGUGCCCUUGGUUAUAGAAGACGACGAAGAAAUCGAAACCUCUGGCAAGCAUAACGACGAAGUUGAUAAAAACUCCUCCAGUGGCAGUUUGUCCAGUUUAGCUGGUCAUUCUACUAGUAGCAAGGAUUUGAAAAACUCUAGCAAUAUAAAUCUAAAGAAAUCCUCUUCAACCAUUUUCAAAACCAGUGGUAAUAAACAGAUAUCGGGUUCGCCUAGAAGUGCCACCACUUCGGUUAAGGUUACUACUCUGCUGUUUGAAAGAGCCAAUAGUACUUUGGGUUUUAGCACCACUUCUUCCAACUCCUCUACCGCUUCUUCGGGCUAUAGAAGUGGUAGUUCUAAGAGUUCUAAGAAAAUGGCUCCACCCUGUGGUUUCAAUUGGAGUUUGAGUGGGGUAACAGAUGAUAUGUCGGCCGAUUUGGAUGAUGAUAGUGAUGCAGCAGAGUUUAUUAUAGCCAUGCAUAAAAAUAAGACUCCCAAGUCCACUAUAAGCACUACCCCGGUUAAGGAAACUUCUUCCUCUAACACGACUCUUAACAGUAACAAGAGAUCUAGCAAAACGUCUUUAAGUUCGGCCAAGACCUCAACCACCAAUAGAUUAAGUUCAACAAGUAAUAAAUCCCUACUGCAGACCAACAACAGCAACAAUCAUUCCACUCCCAUAGCCAAACAAAGAGCUCAAUCGCAAUCUACAGCCAGAACUAAACGCUAUGGUAUAGUUUUAAAUGGCCUCGAUGACUCAAACUCUCCCCGAAGCUCUUUGGGAUCCACAAUAUCCGAACAAUUAAACACAACCGAAGCACGCAAAUCCUCUAGCUCAUAUAAAAGUUCCUCCUCGAACACACAAAACAAAUGGCCUUCCCCAGCGCCAAGAACACAAUUUAAUGACGAAAAUGAUAUAGUGGUAACCCCCAAUACAACAACGUCAUCAAUUCAUACACAACGUAAUAGUAAAACCAAUACAAAACAAACCCCCAUUAAAAUGAGAGACAACAGUACAGCGACUCUUAAGUCAACAACAACAGCGACACCAACAACACCAAUACAAAAUUGCAAUACGGAAUACGAUGAUGAUGAUGAUGACGAUGAUUCAGAGAUAAGUCGCAUGCAGACCAAUACAUCGACACCCAUUAAAAUGAUGAAAUCACGCUCGCGUACCAAUAUCUUAUCAGUACCCACAAACACCAACAACUCUGCCUCACCCUCCUCCUCUUCGUCUUCUCAAACGUCUACGUUAGCUAAGGCGUCUAAACAUCUACAAAGCUCUGAGCAAAAUCUAAUCAAUGUCGCCAAAAUAAAAGCUUCCACUUCAAAUACUCAUACUAAACAAACCACUAACACUAUGGCAUCUACCACUACACCCACUAAGACGAUGUCUAACAAUAUGGUUACAUCUACUCCCUGUGUUUUGCGUAUUAAAGCGAAAACAUUACCGCAAAAUUUAUCACCCUCAGUUGCUUUAAAACAAGGUGAAGCAUUAGAUCACGCCGCUUCAACCUCUACCACAACGGGUACGUCUAAUAGUAUAAAAUCGAAAAAAUCUCCUCUAGAAACGUCGGCCUCUUUAAAUCGUAAAUUUGGUGGCAGUCAAGCGUGUCAUUUGAAUCGUGAUAGCACAAAAAAUGCCAAAACUAAUACAAUUAUAACCACAGCAUUUCCACCCAAGAAUCUGUUUCUCUUGAAAUCUACUCCAAAAUUAACAAAUUCCAUGUCCUCUAAUUCCGAUAAUUCACUAACCUCACCACCGGCUGCCAAUAAUACCAAAAACUAUCCACCACAUCCUCAUCAAAUAACCUCACCUGCCAAAAAAUCUCUUUCCUUUAUACGUCGUGCCCAUUCGACUAAGUUAUCGCGCAGUAACUCGCUUUUAAAAUCCAUUGCCUCUCAACAUCAGCAGCAAAUGCAUGGCUCGAAUGCUGGCACUAACUCCUCUACGGGUUCUACUUUUUGUACCGGUAGUUGGGGUAAAGAUUUCUAUUUACAAUACGAUGUCUGUCCAUUGGCACUCGAUGAAUUGGAUUCAUAUUUUCGUGCAGAAAAAUGUUCCGAACUUAUACGUGAACGUUUUAAAAUAUCCGAUGUUGUUUCGUCGUGCACGACAAAUGAGGAGAAUUGUUCGGCUACGGAGACAUUGAUACAGGAUAAUUCGAAUGCCUCAUCGAUGGGAGAGGGUACUAUACGUAAUAUUGAUAGUAGCUGUAGUAGUCCCUCGGAUAAGGAACAGUCACAGGAACAUCAUAAUCAUUUACAUGGUGAUGAUGAUGACGAUGAUGAUGCUGGACAUCAUUCGGAUACUUCAUAUGAAAAAGCAUGCAGGCGUGGCUCAGCACCAGCGACACCCAUAUUGGGUCAAAAACAAAAUCAACAGGAAAACAAUACAACAUCCAGAUUUACAAAUUUCUUUUCAAAAAGAUCGAAUCCUUUAAAACGUACAAAAUCUGUGACCAAACUUGAACGCACUAAACGAGGUUCAGGCGGUUUACGAGGCUCUCGUUCUCAUGAAAGUUUACUUUCCAGUCACGCUGUAAUGUCAACCAUCGAUCUUUCUUGCACCGGUGCUGUGGGUGUGGCACCCGUACAUCAAUCCGUUUUAGGACGCCGCUAUUGUUUUCAGGUACGCGGUGGACCACGCGGCGAACGUUAUUAUUCCUGUGGCUCACGUCAGGAACGUGAUCUCUGGAUAUAUUCGUUGCGCAAGUCAAUAGCACCGAAUGCUGAACACACCCGCCACACAGAUAACUCUCUGAAAAUGUGGAUAUACGAGGCCAAAAAUCUACCACCAAAGAAAAAAUACUUUUGCGAAUUACAUCUCGAUAAGACCCUUUACGGGCGUACUAGUGUUAAACUACAAACCGAUUUACUCUUUUGGGGUGAAUAUUUCGAUUUUCCCGAUAUACCCGACAUAAAUGUCAUUACCGUCAAUGUUUUCCGUGAAGUGGAGAAGAAAAAGAAACGCGACAAACAUAUGUUUGUGGGUUCUGUGAAGAUACCCAUACACGAGGUAACCACACGUUUGUUUUCCGAAGAUUGGUAUCCAAUACUCAGCGAGAAGAAUGAUAGUCUUAAUCGUAAUGGCAAAGAGGUUAUACCCACGUUGCGCAUUAAGUGUCGCUUCCAGAGUAUUGACAUUUUGCCAAUCAAUGUUUAUGCCGAUUUUCUGGCUUAUCUCAAGGAAAACUAUAAGAAAGUGUGCGAAACCUUGGAACCGGUUAUUGGCGUAAAGGCCAAAGAGGAUAUAGGCCAAUCUUUGGUUUUGCUAAUGCAUGCUCAAGGUUUGGCAGGAGCUUUCCUCACCGAUGUGGUGGCCUUGGAUUUGUUGAGAGUGGGCGAUCAGCGUUUGACCUUCCGCGGCAAUUCGUUGGCCACUAAGAGUAUGGAGGCAUUUUUAAAGUUGACCGGGGAGCAGUAUUUGCAGGAUACUUUGGCAGGGCCCAUUAAUGAGAUCAUACAAUCGGAUCGUGAUUGUGAGGUGGAUCCUACCAAAGCGACUGGUUCGCUAACACGACAACAGGCCUCUUUAAGAGCAGCCGUACGCAAUGCUUGGCAGUGUAUCUACGAGUCGAGCAAGCAUUUUCCACCACAACUGCGCAAUUGCUUUGCCACCUUCCGUGAGAGGCUAGAGCAGCUGGGACGUCAAGAUAUGGCGGAUAACUUAAUAUCGGCUUCAAUAUUUUUGCGUUUCCUGUGUCCGGCCAUAUUGUCACCCAGUCUUUUUAAUAUAACCAAUGAACUUCCUUCUUCCCGCGCUACCCGCAAUUUAACCCUGGUAGCCAAAACCUUACAAACCUUGGCCAAUUUCACCCGCUUUCAGGGUAAGGAGAAUUUUAUGGAAUUUCUUAAUGAUUUCCUAGAACAAGAGGCUCCCAAAAUGAAGGAAUUCUUACAAAAUAUUUCCACCCGACCGGAACAUACUAACCCUGAAUCUAUUCUCGACUGGGCUGGCUAUAUAGAUCAAGGCAAACAAUUGUCUAUUUUACACAUGCUACUCAGUGAGAGUGUUACCAAAUUACCGGAGGCUAGACAACAAGAUCUAGAUCCUUUACAACAUAUUUUAGAUGAAAUUACCAAAGCCAAAGAAAGUAACAAUUAUAUGCAACAUUUACCCAACCACAAUAUGAUGAUGUCCACCUCGUCGACAAGUGAAAAUCAAGAGAAUCGUAAUCCCGAUGAAAUGAUGACUUCUUGUAGUUCAGCGGGUGGCUCUACGGCCGGAGGUGUAGUGCAGCAGCAACAAGCCCAAUUGGCUCAGCCGCAACAUGCGGUAGUCACAAAACCGGUACCAGCGGAAAGAGGUAUAAUGCGCGGAGUCUUGACUCCUAGCUCUUUGGAAAAGAAUAUUUUCCGUUAUAACGAUCCCACAGUAAAUGGUCUAUUGCAACAGCAACAACAGCAGCAGCAGCAACAACAAAGUCUUACAAAUAUGGAUAAAAGGCAAUCGAAUUCACAAAGUUCCAUUGCGGCCUUAUCCUAUACAGGAGGUAUGCAGCAUGCCCAAAGCCAAAGUUCUAUAGCUAGCUCUUCACAGUUGAUGAUGCCGGCCGGUGUGACACAUCAUUGUCCACCCGCACCCAAUGCCAGCGCUUCAAAUACCAUGGAACGUUUGUAUUAUACAGCGGCCAGUUCAAAUGGCAAUCUCUCCACCGUUAGCCACAAUGGCAAUGACAGUGAGGUUAGUUCCUCCACCGGAGGAGGACAAAUAAGAGCCACCACUUUGCCCAGAGGCAAUAAUAAUAAUUAUGAUGAGUCCACCGGAGAUUUCAUACAAAUUUCUGGCCUUGACACCAAUAGUGCUUUUGUGCGCAAAUCACCCACUCCUUUGCUAAAGAACCAAAACAACCAGGGUGUCGUGGGCACUACGGUAAGCAUGUUAAAUGCCCAACAACAGAAACAGCAGCAGCAACAGCAGCAACGUUUGUUAAACAAUUCCACCUUGAGUUUAACAUUGAGUGAUCGUACUCCUAGUAAAUUAAAUCUGGGCAUACCCGAUCAUUCCAGCUCUCCUUUGUCACACAAAAUGCCCAAUUACCAAAGACCCCGUGACACUAACCCCAAUUCGAAUAUGCCCAUGAAUCUGGAGGAUUUAGAUGAUCUCUUAAAAUAUGCCGCUGAGCAUGCAGUGGUGGGUGAGGUGCAGCCGGCGGGCAAUCUUAAAAAUAAGGAACAAUUGUCCGGCAAAACCAGUCAUGGUUCUAGUUCUGGUUACCAAAGCAUAAAUACUCAAAGCGCUUUAGAGUCUCAACAGCAGCAGCAGCAGCAACCGAAAUCGUCUGCAGCUCCUUUGGCUUUUAAAAAUCCCAGCUAUCAAUUGCAAAACACCUCCACACCCUCCUCACAGGCAAACCAGCAUCAUCAUCAUCAUCAUCACCACCAUCACAACCAACAGCAACGUUCGUUUAAUAAUGGCGGUUUGACAGCUCAUCAACAGCUGUUUGGCGGUGCGGGCAAUAAUAGAUCUUCUAAGAACUCAAAUGGCGGUGGCAUGGUGGCUGCACGAGCUGCUCUCUUAAAUAAUGCUGCUCCGCUAACGCCCUCCUCUAGUGAGGAAAGACUUUCCAAUGAUAAUUAUCACAAUUAUGCCCCAGUUAAUAAGCUUUUGAAAUCACCCUCUCAUGGCCACUUGGAUGCUCAACGCACUUUAAGUGGUGGCAGUACUUCAUCAGCCUCUAGCUCGAAUAUGCCGGGUUUUAAUAAUUCCGCACAACAACAACAACAGCAGCAGCAACGUAUGCCACGCACUAAUCCUCAAUUUAAACGAGAGGAUAUCUAUGCUCCUCUUAAUAAUGGUAGUUAUUUGACGUCUUCUUCAGCUUCGUCAGCGGGUAGUAAUGGUAUACAUCCUGGCACUGUGGCAAUAUAUAAUAAUCCCUCACGUUCUGGCCAACAACAACAACAGCAGCAGCAGUAUGGCAAUAAUCCUGUGUCUUUGAUGAUGGCAGGAAAUGGCCGUUAUCAGCGCAGAUUGAGUUUGGAUUCAGCUAGAACUUUAUCGGAUAGUUCAACAGAUACAGAAGGUCACUGCCCCCCACAUGAAGGCAAUAAACGUCGCCGUCAGCCACGCACUCAUAUGAAUAACACCUCAAAUGGUGGUGGCUUCCAGCAUGUUACCAAUUCCACUGCUCUCAGCAGUUUUGAUCAAAAUGGCGAAAUACAAUUACUGCAAGAAACUCUUGACACUUUACGACACACUUUAGAUCGUGACGAGGCCGAGCUAAGAGAUUCCAGUGAUGAACUUUUCGCUUUACAACGUUGCAAUGGUUUUCAACAGGGACCCAAUGGUACAACCGGCUCCUUGACCGCCAAUAAUUUAAGUCUACAAUCAGAAUCCACCAUGAGGAGUAUUAUAGAUCGCAGAAAUUUUAUAUUUGACAGAUUGAUAACCAUGGAAGAGGAGCUAAGACGUGAACAAUUGAAAAUGUCUUUGGCUUUGUCGCACAAGCAAAAGGUGAUCGAGGAACAGGGACAACAGAUAGCAGCUUUAGAUGCAGCCAAUAGUAGAUUAUUAAGUGCUUUAACCGCUUUAAGACAACGUUACGAGACCCAGCAUCAGCAACAGAAUCAACAAACGCAGCAAUAAAUACAAAAAAAAGGAAACUUUUAAAUCGUCUUUUUUUUUCUUCUUCUAAUAACACAACAAAAAAUCUGUUAAUAAAACAAAUAAAAAAACUUUUUGCUUAAGUUUUUUUUUAAAUAAU
Messenger RNA from Lucilia cuprina (Australian sheep blowfly), 7576 nucleotides. RefSeq names its product ras GTPase-activating protein raskol (gene raskol). The record is from RefSeq and is a predicted model, not a curated record. The transcript has 7 exons. Gene Ontology annotation, biological process: regulation of GTPase activity. NCBI's taxonomy places the organism in Eukaryota, Metazoa, Arthropoda, Insecta, Diptera, Calliphoridae. Bases 742 to 7458 code for a protein of 2238 amino acids.